AUUUCAUCUUCAGUCGUAACUCUGUCGUCGAGCGGCGCAGACCGAGGAAUAAUAACUUUUUUAUUUUUUCCAUCGAUAUUAAUUAAAAAAAUUUUUUUUUUUUUAAUCAAUUGACACAAAAAGAAAAAAAGUAAUAAAUAAAAGUGCAAUCAAUUACCGCAGAAAUUAAAGGCAAUAAUUUAUCAAAUAAAAAAAUUAGAUUUGAAGUUAACGAUGUUAUUAGUUUACUUGGUAUUUAUUAUUGCAAAUAUAUGUUCAAUCAAAAGCCACGACUGGGGUUACACGGACGAAAAUGGUCCAAAUAAUUGGCCGGGACUGUGCAAAAAUGGCAAGAGACAAUCUCCGAUAAACAUUGAGACAGACAACACCCUCAAGGAUGAUUUAGGGUCAUUGAAAUUUCUGCACUAUGACUACGCAUUUACCGGGAUAUUGACCAAUACCGGUCACAAUGUGCAAAUAACAUUGUCUGGUGUACCAAUAUUUUUAAGUGGUGGUGGAUUGACGUCGAAAUACGUGCUCGAGCAAAUGCACUUUCAUUGGGGUGCUGAGCACACAAUUGAUGGCACUCGUGAUGCACUAGAGCUUCAUUUGGUACAUCAUGAUAAAAAGUAUGAAAAUGUGUCAAUUGCAUCUCAGCAUGACGAUGGAGUUGCGGUCGUAGCUGUUCUGUUUAAGCUGAACGAUGAUGACAACGACAAUCUGUACGCAAUACUGAAAGCCGCUGAAUCAGUGAGUCAAUGGGUGGGUAAGAGCAGCAUCGAAAUUCAAAGGAAAGUUAUACCCGUUCACUUGUUGCCGAACGAUAGGACGACGUUUUAUCGAUACUCAGGCUCAUUGACUACUCCUGGGUGCCAAGAGUCUGUCGUCUGGUUUGUUAUGACUGAGAAGUUGACCAUCUCUGAGUCGCAAGUGGAAAUUCUCAAAAACGUCCAAACCCACAAUGGAACCCUGGCUUCAAACUACCGCCCGACUCAAGAGGUCGGCGACCGAAAAGUGUAUCACCAUCUUCUCGGCUACUCCUCCUCCCCCAUUUCUACCCCCACUCCUUUCGUGUUCCUCGCCGCCGCCAUCUUGUCGAGCCUAUUUUGAGCUCAAAACUCGCCAAUUCUAGUCUUCUUCCAACGAAUGUCAUUCUCAGGUCAAACAUUUAUUUAUCCAAAAUACAAUAAUGAUAAUAAUAUCAAUAAUAUCAAUAAUAU
Molecule: messenger RNA, 1199 nt
Organism: Cotesia glomerata
Lineage: Eukaryota; Metazoa; Arthropoda; Insecta; Hymenoptera; Braconidae
Product: putative peptidyl-tRNA hydrolase PTRHD1
Exons: 6
Coding region: 214-1089 (291 amino acids)
Cellular component (GO): cytoplasm
Molecular function (GO): zinc ion binding; carbonate dehydratase activity; peptidyl-tRNA hydrolase activity
Source: RefSeq, a predicted model, not a curated record